Messenger RNA from Physcomitrium patens, 2485 nucleotides. NCBI's taxonomy places the organism in Eukaryota, Viridiplantae, Streptophyta, Bryopsida, Funariales, Funariaceae. The record is from RefSeq and is a predicted model, not a curated record.
CUCCUUUGCUGUGACUUGGCCACGGAGUUUAUGACAAGGGCAGGCCUAACAAUGGAGUGAAGGGGCCAAACAGAAUCGAGAGCACUGGCAUUCCCUGCGCGGAUUCCAGCUAUCCACUAAGCAUUCUCAGAAUCUGCCUAGCGCGCUCGCAGGAAUUCGUUACCAGCAGGUGACGUCGCGUUUGCUUGCGUAGGUGUGUGGACGAUUGGGUCAACUUCAUUAGCAAUUCCGUGCUCCGCAUUCGGUUGUGAUUUGGUGGUCUAUUUUGGGGUGGGAUUCUGCUUCGGAGUCUGACAUUCGGAGUAUUUUGCAGACUUUCAAUCUGGAGCUUUGCUGUAAGAUUUUCAUGGUCACGCCGGAGCGAUUACAAUACCUGAACGCUGGAGGCUUGUUUAGCUUUCAUCGAUCAUUGAGCAGUUGAGCUGAAGCUGGCAUGCUUAUGGGUUCAACAUGGAACUGCAGUGCAGGAGCGCUGCAUUUGCCAAGCGCAGGGAUUCAUGCAGCUGUUUGCCAAGGGAGUAGGCAGUGUGGUGAGUGUGAAGUUAGACAGCCCAUUAUUGGUCUUGGAGAGGGCCACAUUUUUGCCUACUCCUCUCACAGCGGAAAGAUAUCCACAACAAUAGACUGCAGGUUGAGAUCGUCUGUGCAGAAUGGCGGAAUUUUGGCAUCCAGGAGGAAAAUUAGGAAGAGAUCGCUCAACUCUCAAUCUGAUUAUGGAAACAGCUUGGGAGCUUUCACUGUGCGUGAUGGUAUUUGCAAACUAGGAUGCUUGAACCUUGGAUGGUCGCAGAGGUUCACUUUUAGCUCGAUUCAUGCGCACAACAAUAAUAGCUCUAAAAACACAUCUUCGGAGAGCCCCCGAUUUGAUCGUGAGGAAGAUGCAGACCGUGACUCAAGCCAUGUCUUCCAAGACCUUGGCAAGCAAACCAACGCAGAGGAUCAGUUUGCCGGAGAUCAAUAUCAGGCUAACAUGUGGAAUGGAGGAUCUAACGACGGCAGUGCCACAGACAAUAAUGGACACUACCAGAAAUUGUCAAGUACCGUUUCGAAUGCAUCCGACCUUUUCCGUGAAGAGAAAUACACGGAUGAUGAAGAAGAUACAUUUGGGGACAGUGCAGAUAAUGAAAAUGGUGCAGGGUAUGAGUCAUGGAGCGAGGAAAGUGAGCCUAGCUCAGACAACGGUAGCUCUGGAAGUGUGGGAUCUGCAGCUGACUCCUUAGCCAUUGGAGGAAAGGAGCCUGUUUACCAGGUGCUCGAAAUUCACCCUGGUGGAAAUGUUAAUCAACGGGAAGUCAGUAGAAGGCAAUUGUUGAGAAGUAUAGCUGGGUUACGUCUACGGGAUAUUCGUAGUGUUGAUCCGUCAUUGUGGGUCACCAACUCAGCGCCUGCCAUUCUGGUAAGGGACCAGGCUAUCCUCCUCAAUUUGGGUUCGCUGAGGGCAAUAGCAACAUCUCAAAAUGUCCUAAUAUUUGAGCACAAAAGUAUUGGAGCUGAAGCAUUUAUGGCAGCACUACUUCCGCGUCUUCGGAAUAGCAACGGUCACGGUCCGAUUAUGCCUUUCGAAUUGGAGGUUGUUGAGGCCGCUCUUAUUUCAAGAACUCAGCGGCUAGAACGAAUGCUCAUGGAUGUUGAGCCAAAGGUGAUGGCUUUGUUGAAGGUGCUUCCAAUUCGUUACACAGCUGAUGUUCUGGAGGAACUUCGCCUUGGAAAGCAAGCGCUGGUGGAAUUAGCUGCAAAGGCUGGUGCUUUGCGUCAAAUGCUUCUGGAGAUGCUCGAGCAUCCGGAGGAUAUCCGGAAAAUGACUAUCAUGGGACGGACAUGCAAUAUUCGGAAGGCAGAUGGCUCCAUUGAAUGCGUAGUAGAUGUGGACAAAAAGAUUGCAGAAGAUGAGGAAGAGGAAAUUGAAAUGCUUCUGGAGUACUACCUUCAAAGGUGCGAUUCAUGUCACGGUCAAGCUGAGAAGUUGCUGGAUGCUGCCAAAGAGAUGGAAGAUUCUAUUGGUGUUAACUUGAGUUCAAGGCGUCUUGAGGUGAGCCGAUUGGAGCUGUUGCUCCAAGUGGGCACAUUCUGCUCUGCUCUAGGAGCUCUCGUUGCAGGAAUCUUUGGUAUGAAUCUCAAGUCCUACUUGGAAGAGCAUGUGAGGGCAUUCUACUACACAACAGCCGGCAUUGUUUUCGGAGGCAUUGUCUUGUUCAUAAUCAUGUUAAGAUACCUCAAGUCUCGAAGGAUAUUGUGACAAGGCUUACCGUUAAGCCCAUGCCUCUUUAUAUCUCUUUAUGUUUCAUCCACAUCGGUUGUAUAUUCUAUUCACUGAAUGCAUAGUUAGAGUUUUGACAGCGUGUUCAGAUUCAAAUGUGAGAUUUGCAAUAGUUUUGGAGCUAUGAUAAAGUUAUUUUUUUAUCAGAACUCGACCUGAGUAUCACCGAAGACCAUGGACCUGGAAUGAAAUGCCGACUGCCAGUGCCAUGGCUCACAUCUAACUUGU